Molecule: messenger RNA, 30545 nt
Organism: Amoebophrya sp. A25
Lineage: Eukaryota; Dinophyceae; Syndiniales; Amoebophryaceae
Source: the annotation of a GenBank genome assembly
CACACUUUCAUGAAAAUCUAUUGCUGAGGCCUAGCACAGCAGACGUAGAGGUAGUACUAUGUGUACUUUCUUGAGCUUUAUUAGAAUGUAAAUAUCAACGUGCACCUAAUAUCGUCGUAUCUGGAAGUUGGUAGAUAUGUUUGAUAUGGUCUCGUGUCAACAGACACAGAGUGACGUUCUCUACAACUGAAAAUAUUUUCUAUAAUUUUCAUUUUCAUACGGAAAUACGUCUUCAUACUGAUCCAGCUUUUAAUGUGCAGUACGAUGUUGACAUAUUGGCCCUGGUGAAACCGGAUCGAUCUUUCUGCUCAGAUCAUCGGCCCCUCCGCAAAUCGGAUGCUGUCUAGACUACGAGCGACUGAAGAUCCACCGCCAAUCUGAUGUCGUCGAGACUACGUUCCACUGAGGAGGCUUUGCUCACCGAGCUCCAAGGAAUCCAGAAUCGUGUGCAGCAUCUAGCUACGCAGCAGCGCCUUACUGCAGUCGAAAAAGAGUCCCACGAUUCCGGUCUCAGACUACAUUAAGGCCGCUCUGAUGGCUUUGUGUUAUGUGUAAAUGUAUAAAUGAAUCGAUGCACUGUUCUUGUCAACAAGAAGGGAAAUCCCUAAUUAUUCGUCUUGAGAGCAGACAUUCAUCCUGAAGAAGGUUUCCAUGGGGAAAAGGUGCCCAGGAUGCGUUUGAAACUUUCACAAUGGAUUAGCGCGAGCUCUAACUAGAAGUGGCGCUGCAACAAGUACGCGAAAAACUCGAUCGAACUUCAGCGGUGGUGGAAAACAAGUUAUGGGUACGGGUAGAUAUAUUGGAACGAUUUUACCAUAAGUAUGCUUCGGCGAAUGCCGGUCGUUGUAGCAUUUUCGGAGUCAGUUUCUACCUAGGAGGGCGUCAUGAUAGAUGGCAUCAGGAACUUCCUACACAUGCCAUAGUAAACCAAUUACGCAGGAGCGCCGGCGUUCUUCUUGCCUGCUCGAACUUCUGCUCUAAGAAAAGUCGCGAAGGAACGAGGGCGUCUUGAUGCUGCUGUGCGGAGCGUGUCCAGCAGUGAGAAAACCAGCUCGAAACUUUGUCGCGAAACAUCUGCGGUUGCAGACGAAUUAGGCACCCACGUAGCAGAUCUUUUCCGCCAGUUUGCCCGACUAAGAGAACGAGUAGCAACUGAAAUGGGGGAAGGAGGUAGUGAUCUUCUAAUCGAAUUGGAUGCUCUUAGUUUUGUUCUUGAAAUUGACAGGUGGCAUCGCCAUCACCUAGAGGAGCUGUAAUCAUGUGAAGAAGACUUUUAUACUGAUGAACAUACAGAUACAGCUUCCUCGUGAUCAUAGAAGUUGUAGAGCCAGCUACUACGUAAAGAAACAUAUUAAAACUGAAACUGAUCAACAUGAUUUAUAUGGGACGACUUCCCAAAAAACAAAAGAAAAUGUAAAAUUCCCGUUCCUUCAGGCGCAACAUCAAGCACGACCGAAGUGGACAGAGCUUCGUCUCGUGCUGCAUUUCAACUGCUUGAUCUGGAGGCAGCGGAGCCGCCAAGAUAUCGGCCGCCGCCUAAGCUAGUACGAAGUGCGGAAGUAUUAUGGGGGUAGGAAAUUCAUCUCCAAAGUCAUCUGGAAGAAAAAGACAAGAGGAAAAAGGGAGCCAGAUGAUCCCUGAGAUGCAUUCCCAACACCUCUAAAAGUAAGGGAUGCAAAUAACGGAGGACGAGUCGGCGCUCUAGUCUUAUGUCCUCUUCACUCAUCGAUAUCAGAAUUCGAAUCUGUCUUCAUCUAUUCAGGGUUCUUCAAGUUUUUUUUCUUCGCUACUCUCUCUCUCAGCAGGUUUCUGUACUACUAGUUGGAAAAUUCUAUUAACUGAAAGUUACUGGUACUAGAAAUUUGAAGCAUUGUGCGCGUGCCAUGAUAAUAUUAUGUUGAUCAUUUUUAGAAAAACUUAGAAGCAAGAGAACAUGACUUCUCUCAUAACUUCUCAUUCUCUCUUAUCGACGUAGUAGAUGGCCCGUCGUUCACCUCUGUCUCUAAUAGUACCAGCACCUCCAUCUGUGACGACCUCAUCUGGUUGCCAAUGCGAUCAGCGGUCGACACUUUCAUGUGCCUACGGCCAAGGCGCUCCCUUCGGCUGGUGUAAAGUUUUAAAACAACCAGACUGUCGCGUUUUGAUGCCAGAUGUUGAAGUUAUGGCCACUCAGGCAGAGGGAAUUUUUAGCUACAUCAACUAGUAUUAGGAGGGGUACAGUAAUCCCCUGCUAGGCAGUGGCACGAUGGACGGAGAUGAUCGUGGUUAACAGGUCUGUUCCUACGGCUCCGACAGGUCUGUUCCUCCUGAUCAUGAAUGCUUACCAGGAAAAAAUCUAAAAUUGUAUUGUAUUGUAGUACUUCUUCAUCAACAUCUUGUUGAGUUCUUAACUUCAACUCGUCCUUCUAAUGCACACCCCGCUGGUUGGGAUCACACUUUGUACGCGAAGAAAUUCAACCCUGGUGGUGGUAUGGACAUAAUUCCGACCGCGGACUCCUGGGAUUACUGUACCCCUCCUAGGAUGGCGGAAUCAGAAACAGCACACUUUGGCUGUCAGUGUGCUUGGAACCAGGAAGUCUUAGAUCGGUAUGCACAUCUUGCUAGCGAAAGUACAGUAUCGACCACGCAAGAGAAGACAUCUGGUAGUGCGGGAGUUCUUGAUGAUGGAGAAGUCGGAGAUGACAGAAAAAUAAACUCCUCUACUACUAGGUCUACUACAUCAUCAUCUAGUAGUGCUAGAGCAGGAGGUCGUGAGGGGAAGCUACAACUCGUGUUUAACGAGACAGCUUUAGAGCAGAUUCCUUUACGAGACCGACACGCAGUGCGAAUCAUGAGCGCGAUAAACGAAGAAGAAAGUCGUGCGAGUCGUGGUAGUAGUGGAGAUCAUCUUGAAGGCGAUGACUUCGAUCACCCAGGCCGCGGACAAGAUGGUGCUACUUUGAGCGACGAUCAGCAUGGAGGAGGAGAAGAUCAGGAGGAAGUGGAUCAUGGGGUGUCCUCAUCGUCAUCAUUCACUAGACAGGAGACCCAGGAGAAGAGUACGACAAGGAAGUUGUGUCGACCGAUCGAGCAUGAAGGGCAGAAGCAAUUUUUUGCUUGUCCAGUUAGCGAGAAGUGUCUGCAGAGUGGCAAUGUGUGGAGUGGCCGCAGUCCGUGGUUCUCAGUGAGCAAACAUAGCUGGGACUUCUGCAAUCCAGGCAGCGCAUUGCACGACCCACCGAGACGCGACAACGACAGUCUCGAUCCGCGGAUUGUUAGUAAGGUAAAGGAACAACAGGAAGCUGGUGCCGAACAAGACAGGAACAUCAAGGUAUCACUAUUAAGGCACAGAAAAACCCAACCCUUUACACAGCCCAUUCUUCUCAUUCCCCUUUUACAAAAGGGGAAUCCAUACUGGGUUGCUGGCGUAAGGUUGGGCUUUUCUCUUCGCUAACACUACCAUUUCCUCGCAAUCAGACAGACGCGGAGCUCAAUGCAGAGGACAAGAGUGGGAUGCUCGAGGGAGACGCAGCAUCGGCGGAGAACGUAAACAUCAUUCACAAUCAUAACUACGCUCCUCCUGCUGCUCUUCUUCCUGGACCCGGUAGCGUAGCUGGGGGAGCUCCUGUCGUAGGUGGUGUUUCUGCUGUUCCGUUCAAUAGCAUAAAUGUCGAUCCCCAAAUUAUGAAUCAUCUCAAGCAUGAACAUGAAGAUCAUCCUACCAGUACGGAAGUCAACAACUUAAAGAUUUACGAACAUCAUGAUCAAGGAAACAACAGGAACAAGAAAAUCAUAACGACAACAACACGAAGAUCAUCACCAUCAGGAUCAGCAACAUCAUCAACAUCAACAACAAGAUCAAAGUCUUAAGGUCUUAAACGUGUGCAGCAAGUUGCAAGUUGAUGAGUUAAAUAGUUGGUCCGGAUCUAGUUAGCUUAGGCAGAUGAAAGGCACUAAGCCCCAGGGAUCUUCGUACUUAACAACAACAACAAAAACCAAAUAUUUUGUCUUCUCAAAUUUAUCCUGUGCUUGUGCAGAUUAGCACUAGUACACAGGACAGGGACGACAUCGCUAGAAUGAUGAACUACAUCAUUCAAAUCCGUAGCCAUUGGGCUACCUUAAGGUUUAUCUAAUUUUGAUGUUCUCCUGGCCGCAAUAUUCUAGUGCUAAUCUUGAGCUUUUCUAGUUGUUUCCACACACUGAAAACAUUAGAAUUUUUUUUUUUUUUGGUUAUAGAUAAUUGAACUUUACACGAAACAGAAUUUUUAAAUCUGUUACGUGUAAGAAAUUUGCUAUAUCUUUCCUUGUGCUGUAGUGCUGAUUGACGUAAGUCCUGAAUGAGAAAAUAAAAAUGACCGACCACGAACCACGAGCAGCAUACAGCUCGAAAAAUUUUCUGUUGAGAGCUAAACAAUCUGUUGCACGACGAGAAACCUACGAGGAUACCAAGCAUCACGAGAAAAAUACGAUGCGGCUACUCUGUUCGAGUCUUCUGGUGAGAUCUGAAAGCACGACGAGGAGCACGAGGGCGAGCACGGUAGUAAAAUUUUGAUUGAUUUAACUGGUAAAAAUUGACCAACGAACUCCUAACCUUAUGCUACUACAAAAAUCCCACAGGGAAAAUUUUAAGGUGACCCAUUUUCCCAAUUUUCUAGUGGCAUAGAGUUCCAGGCAAUAAAUAAAUCAAUCAAUCAACAAAUCGAUCAAUCACGCACUUACUCAAUAAAUAAAUCAAGAAGUAACUAACUAACUAACUCAAUCAAUCAAUAACUAAGUCAAUCAGUCAGUUAAUCAAAUAAGGAAGUCAAAAAUUCCUAGUGGGUUAAACAAUCAAGACCUUCACAAAAAUAAAAUCAUCCUUUCACGAGCACACCGACUAAAUUCGGCGGACCUUUCUGGUUGACGCGAUAGGGAUACGGUUGCGCAAGCUGUUGGAAGUUACUCCCUUGACGGUUUUCAAAGUGGCCAAGGGAGCAAAGCAAGAAAAUCCUGAACGGCAAGAAUCUAGUGGUGUAAGAAAAAUUUCUAGUGGGUAUCUAGUGGCAUUACCAAGCUGAAAGUUUAAAAAAAUUCCUGGUUGACGUUAAAGCAAAGGAUCCAGCUGCUUGGCAGUUUACCUGGCUGUUGUAUUGGAGCCAGAGCAAAAAGCGAAAAUGCCGCCGCUGGUAGUGCAAUACCAAGACCUCCUCGAUCGUGGGGUAGCAGCUAUCCUCCUGGUGCGUGGAGUACCUCCGGGGAGCCUAUACGACGGGGGAGGAAAUACCAAGUCGCGCCCCGAGAUGUAUCAGGCAGCAAUCCAGAACAACUACCAUUGUACUCCGCUGACAACGGUGACGUCUACGCUAACUGUGCCGGAGGUCAAUCAGUUGCUCAAUACGUAUUUUCUGGAUACCACUGGCACGAAAGCAGAAAAUAUUCUACGCUUCAAGGAUUUCAUCAAUGGUCAUCAGUUUGCACCACAGCAACAGCCUCCAGCAGCAGGAGGAGGAGCAGCGCAAAGCAGUGCUCCACAACCGCAAAAGCCUGUCAAGUUUACGUGCGAACUAAAAACGUAUACGGACAGGAGACAGUUUGAAAUCUUCAUCGAUGAGAUCUUCGACACUUGUAAGCUACUACGCAUUCGCGAUCAGUUUCAAGCCCGCUACAUACCUCAAGCAGGGUUAGUUUUGCCAGCGUUAUCGGAACAGGAAGAAGCAUCGUUUGCGGUUUUGACCAAGGCGAUCAAGGAUGCUCUAUCCAUCGGCAUUCGUGUCGCGGUACUCGAAGAGAUUCGUCAACAGCGCAUGACUGACACGGCCUGGGAUAUCGUGAAAUAUAUCCAGAAGCAAGUGAACAGUCUGGGCGCAGCGCAAGAAGAUGUGGAGUUUGAAGAGUAUAACCGAUCUAACUGGAAACAGUACGGUGGUCCGCUACGUGAUUACGCAGCAGAACUGAGACGCAUGCUAGGUCAGUUGUCUACUCGGUUUCCCGCGGGGCCGCCGUUCGAAAUGGAUCUUCGACGCAAGAUCAUCAAGCAGAUUGAUACUUCGCAGACCGAGAUCAGGAUGGUUGUAGAUCAAGUUCAAAAUCGUGCAGUCACGCAUGCUGAAGGUUCCGUCGAGUUCCUCAUCACUGAGCUUACCCGCCGUAUGGUGCGCACUGCUGGAGAUUCGGAAAAACAGUGCGAAACUUACGCUGCUCUGGACGAUGAGCAGAAGCAGCAGCAAGCUGUCCAGCAAGCUUUUGUCACUGGCAAAUCGUUCGGAAAAGGAAAAAGUACGUGGCAAGGCGGUAAGUCCAGUUCCAAGGGGGGCAAAGGUGGUUACAAGCAGCCGCAAGAGGAAAAGUUUUGCAAGAAGUGCUUUGAUCACUACAAGUCAAUCGGCAAACAGCAUGAGAAAGCUGCAGCUAUCCGCUCGCACAAUGUGAAAGAUUGCAAUCAACCUUGGAAGACGCCGAUGAAGGUCGCCAACCACAAGGGAAAGAACAAGUUCAACAAGAAAGGCGGAAAGCACGACAAAGGAAAAGGCGCGAAGAAGUCUGAUCCUAAAUACAAGCAGAAUCAGUGACUAACUUCUUCUAAUGAUAGUAAUUCUAAUAGUGAAAAAGAAGAAGUGAAGAUGGAUGUAGUCAAGAAAGUAAGUUGGUGGUCGAACUACAUUCCAUCUUGGGUAAGUGACAGCACCCGAGGAGUUAUAAAAGCUGUUAUCAAACGGGAGCAACAGUGCAAGCAAAGGAUGAAGAAGAUGAAGAUGAAAAUGAAGUCGAAGAUGGAUUUGAAGCCAGCAUUUGAAGAAGUUGAAGAUGGUUUUGAAGUGUUUUUACAAGGUCAGUUUUCCAAUGGAGCGAUCAUCGACUCCGGGUCAAAGUUUCACAUCUCUCGAAUCGAGUCGGACUUCGACACACUCGAGGAAGAAUCCAGAGUCAAGAUUCAAGGCGUUGGUGGUAUUGUUCCAGGUCGAUUCGGCACCCUCAAGCCGAACGUGCUCGGAAGUCAUUUAAAAGCGAUUUUUGCCAAGGAUUUACCCGUAGACCGACUGAUAAGCGUCGGCGGUCUGAACUCAGCCGGAUGGAGAGUAGUAUUCGGAGCGGUUCCAGAAGGUUCUCACUUAGAGCACAAGUAUCUUCGUGUGCCCCGGGUGAACUUGCAGAAAUCCGCAGGAGGUUUGCCAUAUUUGCAAGAUUUGUGCUUCGAAGAAAAUAGUGCAAGUAGCUCGUUUGUAAUCGACGAGUGCUAUUCUGAGGAUGAGCUUUUCUGUCCAGAAGUAGAGACUACAGAUUGCGCCAUCAAUCAGCCUCCCAUCGCAGCACUCUUAACGCGUAAACUGUCUGAGCGAGAACGGUAUCUCGAGCACCUUCGCAAUUGCCAUCUGUAUGACGAGAGGCUCGGCAAAGUCGAUUGCCCGCACUGCUCGAUGCAAAAAGCGAAAGCUGUGAGUCACAAGAAGGAACGACCUGAAGAAUUCCAUAAUCCGCCAUUUUUGGUAACAGCGUGCGACUUCUUCGGUCCAGUAGAGCCAACUUCCAUCAGAGGAGCGCGAUUAGCUUUGAUAUUUGUUGACGACGCAUCCAAGUACGCAGUUGGUCGAGGAAUUUCUUCGAAUGAUUUGGCUCCGAAAGUUCUGAAGGAGAUCAUUGAGGACCUUCGAACGAAGUUGGGCGCGAAAGGCACGAACAUGACUCCAAGUGGGAAGAUCAUCGUUGCAGGUAUCAGGUCGGAUAACGAAAGCGUACUCCGUUCCACUGAGUGGCGAUCGACAGCAAGCAAACUACAACUGAACGAGCUUCACAGUAUUCCUUAUAAGCCACAAGGCAACUCCGUCGUAGAGCGGUUAGUGGGGACACUAAAGUCGAACUUGCGAGCCAGCAUGGCCGGCGUCGACUUACGAUUGUGGUGUUGGUGCCUUGAGUACCUAAUAAUAAUUUACAACAUGAUCCCCAGGGACAUGAAGCGAAUUCCACUGAAAAUUUUCAGUGAUGGAAGAAAGAAACGCUUGGCGCUUACUGGGGGCAACUCGAAGUCCAACGAGCAAAGCAACUCAGGGCGUCGGCGCGCGGUAAAAGCUAGUCCUCUGGAGAUCCUCUUGAAUUUUUCAGAGGACCCAAUCACGAUGAUGAGAUCUGCAGAAGGAAAACUUAAACACAGGCGCCGCUUCGGUUGUCUAGUGUUCUUCAAGGUCCACCCUACUCCUACGAAAGUCUUUGCAGACCGGCGCAAGCCAGGGGUGUUUUUGGGUUUCAGUUCGGUCAACUCCGCUUGGAUAGUAGGAGGGAUUGUUUCUGACGGCAGGACCAAGACGGGUUUUAAGUUCAACGUCUACGAAACGAUCGACGUACAAUUCCACGAGAAUAUAUUGGUCGCUAAGAUCGAGGACUUGCUCCAGGUUCCGGAGAUUACUAAGUUGGAAGAUGAUUCGUCCGCUCGCAUGCCGGAAUAUGAUCCUUCUCGACCCUUGUCGCAGACGGGCGUGCUUGGAGAAAAGUGUGGCAGCUUGAAGGGUUCUAAGUACGAGUUAGUCAUCUGGGAGCCUGAAACUAAAGGCCAGGAGCCUGUUACCGCGGGACAGAUCGAGGCAUGGGAUCCAGUUAAAAAGGAACCGGCCCGAUUUAAAAGAAGUAAGUCAACCACGACCGAGGAAAAAGCUCAAAAUAAGUUCAGAAAAGUAGUGACAUUUGGAGCAGUUACGAAGAUAGCAUACGAUCCAGCAAUAGCAGCAGACGAUCAAGAUCGUUCCGUACCACAAGAAUCUAGUAGAGAGAAGUCUUCCUCCAGUAAAGAUGUUCCGCAGUACAUCCCUCCAGCACCUUCUUUUGCAUCUAGUAGCGCGCAGAAGUUAGCUCCGCUAGAACGUUGUGACGCAUACCAGACGACGCCGAUCACUAUGCCGCAGCACAGGCUUAAGAAACCUCGGUGGAAGAAGAGCAAGAACGCUUCCGCUACGUUAGCUACUGCUGUUUUCAUUCUGGACCAGCUACAAUUCGCAGCAUCGUACGUGGCUACGCAGGAAGCUUGUCGUCAGCUAGAACAAGAAGAAGAAGAAGAAGGCGAGUUUCUUGGUGCUGAAAUCAUGCUAGCUGCGCAGGAUGAAGAUGGUUUCAUAGGAUCGGUUCCGCCUAAGGUCGCCAUGAAUCCGCAAAGCCCUCACUACCAGAAGUGGAUAGAAGCGGAUGACUUGGAAAGAACGAAGCUGGAAGCGUAUCGUUGUUGGAGGAAACUAAGCGAGGACGAGGAAAAAGACUGGAUGGAUGGACGCCUCAAGGCAACCCCGACGGCGAUUCUGUAUAACCGCAAACGGGACGGUAGAUUCAAAGCUCGGUUAGUCGUUCUAGGUGACCGAUGGGAUCCUGGUGGCUAUCAAGAGUUAUACAGUCCUACGGUUUCGCAAGUUGGUAAUCGUCUUGUUCUUAUCGAAGCAGCACGUCGAGGAUGGGACAUUAUUCCGUAUGACGUCGGAAAUGCGUUCAUUCGAGCUUCUAUAGAUCGCACAGUUCUAAUCUCUCUGCCGAAGCAGUGGCGCGAUGGACAGGAAGACCAUGGCGUUAGGAGUUUACUUCGGGCGCUUUAUAGGUUACCGAUGUCACCUCGCUUAUGGCAGAAACAGUACGCCAAGGACCUACAGGAGAUGGGAUUCGAAGAGAGCCUACUCAAUCCCGGCAUUUGGACUAUGCGAGAUUCUUCUGGUGAACUCAUUGCGUUGCUGAGUGUUUAUGUGGAUGAUUGCAUUCUAGCCGCGAAGGACAAGGAGCUUACUAACGAUUUGAUCGAUAAGCUACAUGCUCUACACCCGUUAUCCAAGAUUAAAAUGGAUGAAGUUACCGAUAAGGAUGGCACUUGGCUUCACUUCGACAUGCUUGGGGCAGACGUUUUCUACAAUGCUCAAAAGAAGUCGGUGAAGAUCACGAUGGAGACUUACCUCAAGAAGAUGCUCAAGACGUUCGGUAUGGAGAAUUGCAGCAGCUUACCGACUCCAGCCUUCGACGAAGCACUUCUUUACCAAGAUUCGCCUCAGAUCGAGUUCAACAUUCGGCAGGUAACCGGCUCCCUACAAUGGGCAGCUACGGUGGCCAGACCCGAUUUAGCUCAAGUGACGAAUUGUCUAGCGCGUGCGGCAAACCGUCCGCCAACCAAAGCAAUCGUUGCAGCGUGUAAGCGUGUACUACGAUACGUUAAGGGAUCUUUGAGCGAAGGAUUAGUUUAUAGUCCCCAUCAAGAGCAGGAGUUCCAGAACCUAUUCAAGGACCUCUAUCGCCAUCCGGAGAAUAUUCAGAUCAACGAAAUGACUGAACAGGAGAAGAAGUUCGAGCCGAAGUCCUUUCACCCCAUCCAGAGUUUUGGCGAUGCAAGUUUUGCUUCUACGCUCGAAUUCAAAUCGGUUUCCGGUGUUGUCGUUUACUACUAUGGCUGUCCAGUUGUAUGGAAGUCCACGGCCCAGACGGUACGAAGUGGAUCUACGUGCGAGUCCGAAAUUGUGGCCCAGUCGGACCUUCUCAAAGUCUCGGAAGACAUCCAUGCAAUUCGCCGCUUUCUUCGAGGUGUACCAGAAACAGGCGAUGGAGACAAUGAUAAAGGACCUUUGUACUGUGAUAGUCGUAGUGCUAUAAUUAGCUUAAAGAAAACCAACCUUAGUGACGUACCUAAAAAGAGUAGACACGUAGCCCUACGCUACAUGCAAGUGCGGGACGACGCGCAGCGUCUUUGUUACGUUCCAACGGGCAUGCAGAGGAGUGAUGGUUUGACUAAGAGUUCGACCAAUGGCCUGCUUUACAAAAACUUCUUCCAUGUUCAAAACAUGAAGAGAGAUGCUAACCUUCCUACUUAUUGUUUUCUGGCCUAUGCAAUUCCAUACUAGGAAGGCAUGUCUUACAUCUUCAAAGUCAUUCAAAUCGCAUGCAACAAACUCCAUCUUUUGCCAAGUUUCACAUCUUCAACACCAACGUCCGCGCUUGUAUUAUAACAUUUUCCACUUUCUCAAAAUUAACUUUUGCUACAUUUUCCUAGCUUAGUCCGUAUUAGCUAACAGCAAGAGACACACAGUACGACAAGCCAAAAAUAAUUAAUGAAGAAAUAACUAAACAGCUAGAGCAAGAAAAGCAAGAAACUACUACCAACAAACAAAGAAGUAAAACCACAAAAGUGAACUACUUAAACUUUACCUUAAGCCACUGGCUAAGUAUACUCACUCGACAAAGUGUAAAGUUUAGAGUAUCUAGCCUUGAUAGGAUUGCUUUUCUUUCUUUCGUUUUCUGCUCGGUCGCUUCAGUUUGGUGGAGGGCGUUACCUCUAACCCGUUGCGCAUCGUUCAGUUUGCGUUUGAAGGGGGGAAUGUCGAUCCCCAAAUUAUGAAUCAUCUCAAGCAUGAACAUGAAGAUCAUCCUACCAGUACGGAAGUCAACAACUUAAAGAUUUACGAACAUCAUGAUCAAGGAAACAACAGGAACAAGAAAAUCAUAACGACAACAACACGAAGAUCAUCACCAUCAGGAUCAGCAACAUCAUCAACAUCAACAACAAGAUCAAAGUCUUAAGGUCUUAAACGUGUGCAGCAAGUUGCAAGUUGAUGAGUUAAAUAGUUGGUCCGGAUCUAGUUAGCUUAGGCAGAUGAAAGGCACUAAGCCCCAGGGAUCUUCGUACUUAAAAACAACAAAAACCAAAUAUUUUGUCUUCUCAAAUUUAUCCUGUGCUUGUGCAGAUUAGCACUAGUACACAGGACAGGGACGACAUCGCUAGAAUGAUGAACUACAUCAUUCAAAUCCGUAGCCAUUGGGCUACCUUAAGGUUUAUCUAAUUUUGAUGUUCUCCUGGCCGCAAUAAUAAACUCCAAGGGUGGAAAUAUACAUCCUCUCGCGGCUCCGGGAGUGCCUUCGGCUUCAGAGCGGCACAGUGUUGAUGGGGCAACUGCCUCUAGUACUACAUCUGGUGGUCGUAUAGGUAAUAUUAGCCCUAAGCAGGAGCUUCAACAAGCAGGAGAGGACGUAGGAGCUUCAAGAAGUUCAAGCUCAUCAGGAUCUAGCUCACCAUCGAUUCCACCAACUACUCCCCUCUUCACAACUAGGAGGCAUAGAGCACCAGUUUCGAAUUCAGACGUGGCCCAUGGCCACAGUCCUGACGUGUCUAAGAUCCAGCGGGAAAUGAUGCUACUGAACCAAACCAUUCGCGGCAUGGCUGAGGUGGUUCGCGCUCAAACGGAGUCGCAGAAGCGCAUGCUUCACACGCCCACUAUUUUAAAGGAGCCAGAUAGCAUGUCCCACGAAACACAGAAAAAACUUCUGACCGCUCAGAGAAACAGCCGUGCUGCUGCUGGCAUCGUGGAUCAAGACAAGAACAAAGUGAGUGGUGAAAAUACCAAUCAAAAUUAAGGUCUAUCAGCUUUUAUCCAUCUCUCUCAGCAUGUCGAUCAUACCCUGUUCCCUUGUAUUUCAUGGGAAACAAGGGGUCGAGAUGAGGGGGCCGCGAUGGAUAAAAGCUGACCCUGACGCUAACAAAACGAAGCCAAGGAACAAGAAAAGAUUCAUAACGAGAGUAAGGGCAUUUUAGGAGGUCAUGGUAAAACCAUAGCGGCAGCGAUGGGCUUGGGUGCUGCUGGUCUAGCAGGUUACGCUGCUUACAACACGAUGAAAAACGCUCCCAAGCGCUACACUGCGAAAUUGUAUCGUCGUGGUUGGCAGGCCUCUUCGGAAGAGGAGAAAGACUACGCAGAUGCUGACAGGGAGCUGGCUUUUAGUUAAGGCAGCUCAAUGUAGUUUUUCAUUUUCCUCUUCCUUUUCCUCUUCCUUUUCCUCUUCCUUUUCCUCUUCCUUUUCCUCUUCCUUUUCCUCUUCCUUUUCCUCUUCCUUUUCCUCUUCCUUUUCCUCUUCCUUUUCCUCUUCCUUUUCCUCUUCCUUUUCCUCUUCCUUUUCCUCUUCCUUUUCCUCUUCCUCUUCCUCUUCAAUAUAAAAGUGGGAAAUGUAGUAGUAGUUGUGUCUGAUUUCCACAGGUCCACCUCGUCAACACGACUUUCCUCCUUGUUCUUGGAUGAAGAUAAUGAAGAUGAGCUAAAAAAGCUAGUGCUAUUGAAGUAUUUAAUGCUUUGAUGUCAACCAGCGGCUCUAACGUAGAAAAGCUCAGAACUUGACGCUAGUCGAAGAGCCAGACGCAGUAACGAUGUGGAGUCAGGCCCAAGACGCUGGCAAUUUCGUGAAGGCAGGCAUAAAAGGAGGCGCCGUCGCGGCAGGCGAAGCCUUAAAAAGUAAAGAAGCCGGCGAUUUCCUCGCGUCAGCAGGGGAAGCCACAGGAGGAGGUCCCGACCCGAGAACGCAUUCUGCUCUAGCAGAGUCGGCAGUUUCCGAGACACCAAAGUUAAGCGCUCUAGUUGUACUUGUACUGCUUGCAAGUUCAUCAAGUUGGCCUUGGGGAUCUCUCUGUAUUAAUAUCAGUGUGAUUUUCUUCUUCAUUAUAUAAUCAAUCUAUGUCUAUGACCUCCUUAUUAUUUCAAGCAGAAGUACUUGAGUACAAGUACAACUUCUAAAGGUGCCUGAACUCGCGGAUCCAGUGCCUUUUUCUGCUCUUGAGGUUGAUGAACUAGAUGGACCUACUCACUUUAUGGCUUCCCCUAUUCCAUCUUUUACCCCAUCUUUCUAUGAGCUCGCUGCUUUCAAGUAGAAAAAGGGACACAGAUGGGGGAGAAGAUGGACUCCUGUAGUGAGCUCUAAUAACUACGGGGAGUGGAGGCAGCCACGUUCCUCAACAGGGAGAAGAGGACGGGGAGGGGGAGGGGGACAUCUUCACCAAGCAAAACAAGAACUUCAUCAACAUCUUGAAGGAGAACACGGACUAGUGCGAGGACCUAGAAGGAGAGCGACGAACUUCAGCCUUCUGACUUUAAGGCGUCAGACCACUUCCCGUAAUCAAAAUAAUCCUCACCUUCGUUCGGAUUAAUAGGCAUGUUGAAGCUCCUGAUGUCAUUCGAUACGCAUAUAACUUUGUGCGAGAAGGUUCAUUGUAUUCUACAGAAAUGUAAAGUCAGUCUUCGGUCAUCUUCCUCGGUUCAAAAGCAUUAUUGUACUCUAUUGCGUGAUCUCGUCUGUGUCUUCUAUCUCAGCUUGAAGAAAUGGAGGACAACCUGGAGUGAGCGCUAAUGAGGGGAUCUAGCAGUGGAUCGAGUGGAGGUCUUGCAGGGAGUGCAAGCAGUGGAUCGAGUGGAGGUCUUGCAGGUCUUACAGGGAGUGCAGGUAGUGGUCCUAGCGGUGGAUCGAGUGGAGGUCUUGCAGGGAGUGCAGGUAGUGGAUCGAGUGGAGGUCUUGCAGGGAGUUCAGGUGCUGGAUCGAGUGGAGGUGCUGCAGGUAUUGCAGCGAAUGCGUCGACUAUUGCUGCAGCGAAUUCUGCUGUCGUUAAGGCUUGUGGUAAUCCAUUUUCCGAUUCUGAAACAUCCUGAGUAGGCUUUUCCAGGUGGAAAAGGUCUCAGAAUGAUCUUCAGGAUGGAUUAGGCUGAGCUCUAAUGUAGCUGCAAAUCCUGCUUUAUCGAAUGCCGCGACACAACUCAAAAGUAAUCCGAAUAACCUCGCUGCCUUAAAUGCGAAUCCACAAGUGGCCGCUGCCUUAAAUGUUAAGGAUAUAGUACGGAUUUGGAUUAUCAUUAUUUGAUGAACUGUAAUAUGGCUUGGACUUGGUUUUUGGUUUUUACUUUAGAAAAGGUAAGCGUGUUGCAAUCACAUUCAAGCGCAAAAAUUCUUCCUAUCGGCCUUGAGCACUAGCCUAAACCUCCCUAACCGCCGCCCGGUGGUAGCUUAUAUACUACUUAUUACAUGGCUCGUUAGGAAGAUGUGAGUGAAUGAAUUUUUGACUUUGACUUAAGAUGAUCAUCUUCAUGCAGCCCGUUCUCAUGCUUCAGAAUUAUCAGGACAAUUUUUGUACAAAUAGGGGAAUGGCGACAUCCACAUCCACUUCCCUCAUCUUUUCCUCCGUUGAUUUCUCAAUGAGCAGUGAGGAGAUCAUUUAUAUAUAUGAAAGCGGGAUUCAGUUAGUACUAGAAUACGAAACAUAUAUAUCUCACUCUCACCACUCAGACGAGGUUCAAUUGUAGACUAAAUUAAAUUGUAUUUGCAGGCACUAAGUAAUUAAAUAUUGUUGUGCAGUACAAUUGGAAAGUCGAAAAUGAUUUUUAAGUGAACCAUCUACCCCUCAAGAACUCACAUUUUUCUACUUCUUCUACCUCAACUUCUCAACUCUACUUCUAAGAUUAGUCAAGGCGUGAACGCUGGAGCCGCCACCGCAGCGCUUGGUGCAGUUAGUACAGGCACGGGAAACGGUCAAAGCCCGAUGAUGGCUGGUCUAAGUGCAUUGCAAGCCUUCAAUGCGGGAAAUAAUGCUUUAAGGCAUCCCAGGAUUAUCGUGCAUCUCGUCUACGUAUAGUAUAGCACUCAAGAACCAACAGCAUCAUAGGUGCGCAUCCCAAUACAUAGAUACAAGGGCAGAAAGCAUAAUCGAGGCUGGUCUCCUUGUUAGUCACCGUCUUACACCAUUCAUCAUCAUCGUCAUUAUUGUCACUAUAUUGAGGCAUACAGUAUGCAGGUAAAACUGUGGACGGCGGAUCGAGUUCUGUCCUAUCCGGUGUAUGAUCCCAAACGACCCAAUAGAUGCAAAAGAAAGAAAUUUAUUGAGACUCUAAAUGCUGCCGCAGGUGGAGGAACAAAUACAUCAACCGCUUCCGCCGCCGUUCAGGCUGCAAUGGAACAAGCUGCCGGUGUUAACGGAGAAGUAAAGUCUAUUAAGGGAAAGGGACCACCUGCUCAGCAGGAUAUGUUCACUCAUUUAAGUAACAUUUGCACCACCUCAGGAUAUGGAUGCUUAUCAUACAUAACCAAGGAUAUUAAAUUAUAACUUAUUUAAGUGAAGAUGUUUUGGAAGACGUUUGUUGACUCAACGUUUAAUAUUUAUCUCUAAUUUUUUUCCAGACCCUUUUCUGCGAGGGAUUGACCAAAUGGGCACGCGCAUUCUGAUGGCCAGAUUCAAAUUAUGGGUUGAAACAUUUCAUUUCUGGAAGCCUUUGUCACUCAGCCUUGGCACUGCGAAAUGAAUUGUCUCAACCCUUUAAGUAAAGCGGAAAACAAACUGAAGGCGUUCGAACUGAAUCCCACACUCGUCGAAAGGGCAACACUGAUAAAACGUCUCAACAUUAAGGCAAGGGCUAUCAAUCAUGUAGUACUUGUUAGUGUUAGAAGUCUGUCUAAAUCAUUCCUUGUCAUUGUACGUAGUCUGUCGCACACUAUCUACUCGAGGUCGUGUGAAGCUGGUGGUUGUAUAAAAAGUGGAGUGUAGAAGUCACCAUCUUCUUUAUCUAUCCGGAGGUGUGAAGCUUGUUUGAUGUUGUAUCCUAAUAAAAAGUGAGUCUAUCAAUCUGGAGGUGGGAAGCUUGUUCGUUGUAUCCUAAAAAGUGAGUCUAUCAAUCUGGAGGUGUGAAGCUUGUUCGUUGUAUCCUAAAAAGUGAGUCUCUAUCAAUCUGGAGGUGUGGCUAUUUUGACUAGCUCUUCCUUUAAGAUUGAAGACUACACCGAAAUAAUCGAUGGGCAUUUACCUCAGGAUUGCGCCUUAGGGUUUCAGGACCACGUUGCAGAGGGAGAGAACAGCGUGAACCGGUUAGCCUUUCUUUAAGGCAAUGAAUGCUGUGGAUUAUAUGGUUCUUUAUCUACAGCAAGUGCAAGAACUACAUAUUUUUCUUCACGGAGUGAGACUCAAACUCGAUAAGUUUUUUAUCUUCAUCUUCUUCUUCACGGAGCGAUUAAUAUCCUUGCUAGCAUAUCGUUUUCAUACCGAAUUCUUGCUAGGAUUCCGAGGAUAGAAGUAUGUGUUGUACGAAAUAUCAGCCUACACUUACUUAGAAGAUGAAAAGUUACCAAUUAUCGUGACCUCCUGGCAACAUUUCUUGAUGUUAAUUCAUCCAUUAGAGCCUAGUGCAACAUCAUGCUUGAUUAUAUCGUGACCACACCCUCUCCCUCUAAUAUCCCUGUCCGGCGAAGGCUCCUAAAGCUGUGAAAGCUGGCGUGGCACGUUGUAUGGGAAUACAGUGCAAAGACGAGCCAGAAGACCAGAAGCGGUGCUGCGUGACCCAAAGUGGGAAGUUACCACCUCAACAAUGUAAAUUAAGGCUCCAACCUCCACUUGAAUCAAUCCCGUGAAAUAAAUACUAAAGAGCAGGUAGCCCGUGCCAGGAGAGUCUUGGACGGGAGGUACUGAGGCAAGUACAGACCCUUGCUGAGGCAAGUACUGACUCCUCGAGUAUAUUAAUUUUCAUUUUGUUUCACGGGAUUAAUACUUCACGGGUGGACGGGUUAGUGCUAGUUCUAAGUAAAGAAGCGUUCGAAGGCUUCCACCAAUCUGGGGAUGCCAAAGUGACCGAGACCACAGGUACACGCACAUCAAAAGUUCCUUGUUUAGCAGGCUUGAUUUAGUUUUACAAGUACGAACAACUUGUUAGUACAUAAGCAGAAGAUGAAGAGUUCUUGUCCAAAGGUGCAUCAGACGUUUAGAGAGACCACUGCUUUCUAGGCUACUAGGAGAAUUGUACAUGGAAGAGAUGAAGAUUUUCGUUUUGCUUUUGUGAAUCCUCAGGUGGUCGUAUCGGAAAAAUGAUGUGUCCAGAAGCUGCUUUGCCCCAAGAACUCCACUUUCCAUCCUCAGGUAUUGGCAAAAUGAUGUGUCCUGAAGCUUUACCCGAGGUGAACGACUUCGCAGUGUGCGGAGCUGACUGUGCUCGUGAGACAGAUGAGCUGAAGUGCUGCAUUCCCGCUGGCUCUAUCGACGGAAUGAGAGGGAAAGUGGACACAGCUCUAAAAGUUCUGGAGCAUGCAGAAGCGAACGCGCAAGUGUGCGAGGAGGGAUUUAUGGAUUUCGAUCCUCUGGGAGUGCGUAUGCCUGGCAUCGGAUAUGUCGAAUUGAGUUUAAGGCUAGUUUUUCGAGGAAUGAAUUAAUAUUCUUUUUCUUGAUCAUGUUAAAGAGCAUCUUCCAUGAUGAGCAUCCACCCAAAUAAAGCAAAAAGAAGCAUUGAUUAAUUUGAUUAAGGGGACGUGCGCCUACGACUACGAAAUCGAGAAGUUCUACACCAUCUUAAUUGUGGAGGUUUUCAAAGAACAAAAUGCUUUGCUGUUUUUAAGAGGGCGCUCUUGUGUAAGAAAUAUUACACAAGAACCUGUAAAGAAACACGAUCUUUCUUCUCGCCUUCUAAUAGAGCACAAGAAUGGGAGCAAAAAGACGAGGGAGAAUAUGUGUCCUGAAAAAGUGCCAAAAGUGCGACACGAUCCCAAGGCAAGGUGUGUUGGGCAGAAGUGCGAGGAAACUGCAAUUAACUACAACCAGUGUUGCGUCACGGAAAGACAAUCGAAGCAAGAAGCAGCAACUCUAGCGGCUUAUGAUCUUGUUGUUGAUUGAUUCAAUAUUGAACUGUAAGUUUGUUAGAGCAGUUAGUUACUUUCCUCUACAUGAUCUUCACACUGUCCCCAACGACCGAUUUAAUUCUUGAUUUUUGAGAUAUUGAUGAUGAGCAGGUGGAGCUUAAUAUGUUGACUAGCAGCUGAUAAAGAGCCUACUAGUACUAUUUAUUUAAGUAUUUAUCUGUACUUUCUUCUUUCUAUAGAAGUAAAAGAUAGUCUACAACAACACGACCUCGACCUGCUUCCAAUUUCAUCCUCACCAUACUCACCCGACUUACGCUACUUCUUCUAGUUCCCAAAGUUUCUGUUAGUUUCUUCUAACACAACAGACCAGUGUCCUUUCCCGUAGUCUAAAAUCUCUUCUAGAUGAUCUACUUCUGGUCCCCACUUUCUUCAUCUGUUAGUUUCCUCUACUUCUUCUUCUAGAUCUAGUAAGUCCCCACUUUCUUCAUCUGUUAGUUUCCUCUACUUCUUGUUCUUCUAGAUGAUCUACUUCUAGUCCCCACUGAUUUCAUCUGUUAGUUUCUUCCUCUAACACCUCGGACCUGUGUCCUUACCCGGUCCUACGAAAGUCCCAGACCUGCUAUCUCUCCUGGAACACGCAGAAGCCGAAGAGGACGACUUCGUUUCGGAGAAAAACAUGAAAGGACCACCAGCACCGAAACCAAGUGAAGAAGUUAAGGCGACGAAGGGGUCAAGUUCUUCAAUUAUAGAUACUUAUCUUCUUCUAGAUCUAGUAAGUCCCCACGUUCUGUUAGUUUCCUUCUCUAACACCUCGGACCUGUGUCCUUACCCUCAGACUCCUUCUUCACAAUUAUAGAUACUUAUACUCAUAUCUAAAUCUAUCAGUCGUCUUCAAUUAUACUUAUAAUCAUAUCUAAAUCAAAUACUUAUUCUCAUAUCUAAAUCUAUCAGUGAGAGUGACCAAAAAUGAGAUGAUCAAAUUGGUGACCAAUGAGAAGAUGACUUCCGAGCAGAACCUCUAAAGCAGGGUGGGCGAUCUACGGCGACCGGAGCUGCACACCAGCUGAAGUUCUCCAGCGUGGUACAGUGGAGGCCAAACAGUACGAAACUGCUUCGACAAUAUCAUCCGAUCCACUAGCUUCGCUCGAGGACCGCAAUAGUCUUGCUACAAGAUGUAUCAAAGUUAAGGGUACAAGAAAUCCAUCUUGCUCACAGGCAUCUACUUGAUACACGAAAUGCAAACGGAAGUAGUAGGUUACUGGUCUUCUAUACUACCCCUGGAGUUAAUAUACUACCCGCCCUGGAGUGGGUGCAGGCAUUCAAAUAUAUCUUGUUCACAGGGGGGCAUCUUGAUCCCCUUGUUUUGCCUUUUUAUUUAUUCUCAUUAUUAAAUUGAAUACACUCAAGGGGAAACAAAGGGGUCGAGAUGACGGGACCAAGAUGGGUAAAUGCUGACUCUAACAAAGCUUGCGCGUUGAACAAAGACUGCAAAGGGUUUGGUCUAUUUUACCCAGCUUUAAGGCAAGCUGCUGCUGCGUAUAAUUUUCCGUCGAUUUUUCCUAAAGUACCUAGAAUUUCCUCCUCGACGAUCCUACUACAUCGAGCAACUACAUAAUAUUAUUUUAUUCAAAAGGGGGAAAUUGAAGUCAAUGCUAAGAAAGGGAUACCGAUACGCGAUGUCGUGUUUCAGAUAUUCAUAGAGUCAUUGAGAGUGGAGUUGUCGAUGACGCUUCUAAAUUCGGUAGCGGUAAACGCAAGCGACGAAAAAACGACAGCAGCAGUUACUCCGAAGGUGCUGCAUGUGUCCACGAUUGAAGGCGCAUCAUCCGGUGGCGCUACUCUUCCAUCAGCCGUUAACGGCGACUAUGAGUUCCACGAAGAGAAGUGGACCCAGUAUAAUCGUUGGGGUUACACCGGCCCGCAGAUCGACGCCAUACGGAAGUACUAUAUUUUGCCUCAACAUAGAGGCACACAGAUUAAAAUGGUCGGACUUUUUACGCCCGCAUACGAUUACUACACUUAAGGCGAGUUCAUUCUUCAUCUAGAAACAGAGACCCAAUAAACUAUUCUAUGUCUAUUAGAAUUAGAAAAUGGAUAUGGUUGUCGUGGAUAUGUCGUGGAUAUGCAAGAAAAAGUAGUAGUGGAGUAGUCUUUUAUACCCCUGGAGUGGGUACAUUCGCUCAUUCACUCAUUCAACACUCAUUCGUGGGGCUUCCCCUUUUUUCGCUUUUCCUUCUUACUUGGUAGAGACGCCUACAUUCCGGAUAUUCCCUUACCUUUGUUCCCAAUGACCAUGACGAUCUCUGAUGCAAGGAGUCACUUCUGAAGUACAAGUGAACCCCUGUUUUUAGUCUUUUCAACCAAAGGACUCCUUCUCCCGAAGAAGCCUAACCUAACUCUACCGUUUUCUCUCAUAGUAAGUUCGCCCCGUAUAAUUGAGCUCCACCACUGUUUCAUUACUUUGUUACGCUCCCGCUUCUCCUCGUCCUCCUCCUCCUCCUUUUUCUCCAUUUUCUCCUCCUCCUCCUCCUCCUUUUUCUCCUCCUCCUCUAAGACCCUCGGCAGUCAGGAGAGAAAGGUCGUUAUUGGUGGCAAUUGAAGACUGCUACACCACAGCCCCAAAGUUUUCGAAUAGUACAUAGCGAGGACGGAACAAAAUGGGAAAUACAGAUGCUGCGAUAUAUUUAUGGCUGACGCUGACAACGAACAGUAGGUUACUAACGAAGUUGUUCAGUAGUUGUUCAACAUCGUAAGUCUAAGUUGUAUUUAGUCUACUAAGUCUUAAGAAUCUAAAUCUUUUUCUAUUUGGCCCCUUUGGCUUUGGGUUUGAAUUUGAUUGAUAAUGUUGAAACUAGGUAGUAAGCAAGGCAUCAAAAUAGACCCCAGCCGAAACAUCAUUGAUUCGUUUCGCUUCAAGAUGAAGCUGAAUAGGAAUACUUCUUCAAGUUGAAGCUGCAAAAUAUUUUUCUUAAAGUACUCGGUUUUUGUUUUUUCUAAUUAGGUAUGCUCCACCAACUUUAUUAAAGGCACUACAGGUACAACUACUAGUACUACUAUUCUACUUAUGCGCCGUAUGCGUGAGCGUAAGGAGGUCCGUCCACGACCUCUAAGAUUUACCAGAGAAAGCUGCAGAAAACGCAGGAAAACAACCAGAAUGGAACAGGAAUACGCCAUCGGGUGCAACUCCAGAUCUUACGAGUACCGUUGUCCUCGGCCAAGCUGACGCUGCAAUUCCAGCACCACCAAAUGAACCGCAGGCACAACCACUGCCGCAGGAUUUAUUAAGGCAUUGCCGCAAGAAAGGUUCAUCUAGUGAAUGGUUCUGGUAUUUGGUAACCUGAAUUUGAUCCUAAGGGAAAACAAGAAGAGAACCCUUAGGAUCAAACUCAGGUUACCAAAUACCAGAACCAUGCAUCUAGAUUAUUAGUUUAAGUAUAAUGGCGCCUCCUAUUUUGGUUUUGGUAAUAUUAUUCCUUUUCCUUUACCUACUCCUAUGUAUUGUUCAAACUCAAACUCGAUUAAAUCUAAAUCAAUGUGGUAGAUCUACGUCUUAUACAUAGUACAUCAACGACCUCGUCCACAAAGUUCGUCACGAGGAGGUCUUCUCAUCUAAUGUUCCUUGCCACGGUAGGAGAACCGAAGAAUGUGCAACCUGACUACGUGCCGAACGCCUUCAAAAAUUACGGCUACUGCUGAAGCAUAUCCUUAACACCAUCCUCCUUGGUUCCUCGUUUAUUCAAGGGAAAAAGAGGCGUCAAAGGACUAUUUUGUCCCGCCACUUGCAGGCUAGUCGUCCCACCAUGUUGAUGAUGAUCAAGGACGAUGCAACUUGGUAAAUCUAAAAAAACGGCUUUGGUCGCCCUCCAGAAAGUGGCUGGCAUAGCUUUAGCGGUGUCGAGUUGCCGAGCUUCCGCACCAAGUGGAUGGGAGAGGGAGCUUUCUGUCAACAGUAUGGAACCCUCAACGACAGUUCCCUAAUGGGUCGUGGCGAAGGUCCGAGUAGUGCAACACGGAGUAGGGAGUGCUGGGUCAAAGACGUCUUCUAUUUCGACGAUAAAGAACAUGUAGAGGACACAUUGGGAAAAGAGGAAAGUUUCUGCGUUAUCAGAGGUGGAAUGGUAGACUCCAUGCAUUCUACGUUGCAGAAAGCACGCGCGCGGCUGGACCUAGUAUUAAGGCUCCAAAGUCAAAGAACCCUAUCCCUACACCCCACGUGGAUGAGAGAGUCCCGUUAAAGUACUGCGCUUUUAGUGCCUGGCGGAUUUUCGCGCUGUACUGAGGCUAGGAAUCUGGUCUGAGUAUUUUAACCGGGCCUACUCACGGGAUGGGUUCCGGGUAGCUCUAAUAGUAGCGCCAGCCGGAGCGCUCGACAACACCAGUCGCGCAGUUUGCCGAGUGACGCGAAAAAUAGGCACGAAUAUCGGUGGGGAAGGGCCUGCGCCUAAUGCACCAGCUGAUCCUAGUGCACCAGCUGAUCCUAGUGCGGUAGCUGAUCCCAAACCCAAUGCACCAGCUGAUCCUAGUGCAGGUCCUAGUGCAGCAAAGGACGCCUCCUCUAGUGGUCCCUUACAGAUAGAAAUCGAAAAUCUAAGUGAUCCGGAACUCGAUGAAGCAGGUGGAGAUGGUGGUGGUGGUGUAACGCAGAGUGUGCGAGACGAAAAACAGGGGUGGAACGCAGCGUGGAAGGACUCAGCUGCACUCGAUGGACUGAAAAACACCUGUCGAUAAGGCUCUAGAAGUACCUGUGCUGUAGAAGUACCUGUGCUGAUAGAUGUGGUAGUUUUACCUUGUGAUUUGAAUCUCUCUCACUAAGACUAACUAGCACGACUAGACGGACCAUCACUUGUUCUAAUGUGAAAGCGUAUGCACUCGUGGGAAGCCAGCAUACUAUUUGAAAUGCGGAAAACCGGAAUCUGAAGAUCAGACGCAGUCAAUCGUGAGGAUUUCAUCUGGCGACAGAGGACAUCAUAAUCCGUUUGACGGCGAAUAUCGGAAAACGCAAAAUUUGAAUGGUGAAGAAGCUUUGCAGAUACCUGAAUUUUGGAAAAAAGUUGUUGCCACUGACGCUACUAGUGCUGAAGGCGAAGGAGGAGCAGGCGCUUCUGGUGCUGGAGGGCAAUCAACUGAAGUAGAUAAGUCGACAAUUUUUCGCAUUGCUAGAGGCGAGUUGCCGGCCUCAGGCGCAGAUCGGCCGCCAAGAGCUGCGUGGCUGCUCCAACGACGAAAAUGGGCUACGCCAGCUCAACAUGAAGGACAAGUGAUCAGUUGGGAAAAAGCGCCAUUUGGCACUGAAGCUGCGAAAGUUAGGGCUUGCUUUCCCAAUUUAACUUGACCUUAUAGAAAAUAUUUAUAAGAAAUAUGUAAUACGUAAGAUGCACCAUGAUAGAUCAUCCUCCCCUUGUUAAUAUUUGGGUCUCCUACGGACCUCGCCUUUUCUAUGUCUUUAUAAGGGAAGAAAAAAAUUGUGUCUAGGUCAGAGAAGAUUUGACUUAGAAGUACUUGCGAUGAAUAUGGGCAAGAAAAUACAGGUGUUCUAAGAAACAUCAAGAAUUUGAGGACGAGAGCGUGGCAUUCGCACCUGUAGUAGGAGAUGACUUUGAGCAUCCGGCUGCCUUUGGUUGGUCAAAGGACAUGAAUGCAAGGUCGGCGGGAGGUGGUGGUGGUGCAGAUGAUGCUGCUGGAGAAGGAGAUGAUGCUGGUGCUAAAGCUGAAGGAGGUGUGGAUGCGGAAGGAGGUGGGCAUUCUGCAAACGGUCAGAAAGCCAAUAAGAAGAAAAAGACGGGUAACGAAGUGAAGAAACUAGCAGCCCUUGAGAUCGAUAGAGAGGAGGAAGGGUCUUCGGAUAAAAUGGGUAAAAAAUUUAGUAAUUUCGCUGCCGACGAUGACGAUAAAGACGCUUCGACUAAAGAAGGUCAAAAUAUGAAGCAAGGCGGGGAUGGUGGUGGGAGUGGUGGUGGUGAUAAUGGAGCAGCAGCAGACGAAUCUAGUAGUGCAGGAGGAGGAGUCGCAGCUAAAAGCAAACUAACGCUGACCUACGAAGCAGGAGAGGGCGUCAUGUCUGCCAAACUCUGCCAGUCUGCAAAGACAAAAGCGGACUGUGCUACGCAUCUUAGCGCUGACGGUCAACACUGUUGUCACUGGCUUACAGAGGGAAAUGGCAAGAUGACCAUUCUGAAAGACGCCAACGAUGUCCUUGUUAAGGCCUCACUCGGACUCGAUCCAUCUUCGGAAGCAUCUCAGGGACGUUGUCAAGGGGAAAACCGUCCCAGGACGCACUUCGAGAUGGAUCAGGGUGAGCUCUAACCUUGGAGGUGGAGGCGAAGAAGGCGAUGAAGGAGAGGGUGGAGACGAUAUUAAGGCACUGACGAAAACCGUGAAAUGCGUAAGCGCGAUUAGCAAUAAGCGUUGUGACCGUCCGAAUGCUGGUGGAUCUGCGGACGAAAAAUUCCUCAGCAGGCAAAUGUAUGAAGAUGUAUCCGAGAAUACAAAAUUUAAGGCUCCUCCUAAUCCACCUCGUGAAGCAUCCAUCCUGGGUACUUAGGCUCUUCAAGGGGAAAAAGGUCCCAGGAUGGUCCUCAAGGCGGAUCAGGGUGAGCUCUAAAAAAUGCGGCAACGGCGAAGUUGGUGUCAGAAAACUAAUCGGCGCCACUGCUGCGGAGCAAUGUGCGGCUCUUGUGAGUAUGGACCCUCAGUGUGGCGAUCAUGACCGAGAAUUGAAGUACUUCAGCUUUCGACCUGCGGCUAAUCAGGAGAACAACUGUCGCUGUGGCAUACUCGACAACGCCGAGUGCAAUGGUGUUAUGGCGAAAUAAGGCUUUCACUCUUUAUCUUUCGAUGAAAUCUUCAACUUGUUCAUACAUAAUUCACUAGCGUCUCAACAUUGGAUCUGCAACAGCACAUGCUUCCACAAGCUUCCCCUUCCUCACUCACAAUCGAGGAAUCAAUGAUAAAAUAAGUGCUGAGUCUAAAUCUAAAUUCUUCCCCAAUAAAUUGUUCUUCUUGUGCAGACUGUCUGAUCCUCGUCGUCCUUCUUCUAACAUCGGUUCGAUGCCUUUGGACGAAACCGAGCGCGCACAGGUGGGAACAAAUGUCUACCGCGUAGCGCGUCAUCCGAAACCGCCAAGCUACAAGACGUUUGGGGUACCGAUUUGGGGUGACGAAGCUGCCGAUGCGUCACAAAUACCAGACAGUUGUCAAGCAGUGGCCGCCACGAAGUUCGAGCUCUUUCCUGGGGAACGAACUGCAGACGCGUUAGUGCAAUUGGGCUUUCUAGAUGCGAAAGACCUAGAUACAGCGCAGAAGAGUGCAACCCAAAACGCGUUGCAAGAGUUUACUUAAGGCUAGCUUACCGUAAAAAUUCAUCUUGAGAAGCAUCUUCAACAUCUAUGCAUCAUUUAUUCAUUCAUCGCACAGUAAAAGCAGGCCCUCAAAAAUUCACAGCUUCACACGAUAAACUGAAACUGAAUGAGUAAGGUCCAAUCCACCCGUAUCACGUUUAGCAGAAAAGGUCCCCUCACGUUUGAAAUAGUUGUAUGGUUCCCUUUUCUUUAAAGAAAAGAACACGCGUCAGAGUAAGAUGCUCUUCAUACUACAUAGGCAAAUUCAAAAAUUUUUAUGCCUUUGCCUAGGCCUACACUACAUCUAAUCUACGCCUCUCCCGGUUAAGGGGAACAUUUUUGCGGUGACGGCAAGUGGACCAGAUUUCUUGAAUGGAUCCAUCGCGAAUUUAGCAUCGUCACAGGCACGUGGGAGCCAGAUAUUAGAUAACUACGGAAAAUUCGGCAUGAACGCUGCAAACAUGGUAGGCUUAGGAGGCGUUGCGACAGGUGCAGUGGGAAUGGCUAAGGGUGGCGCCAACGUCCUCGGAUCCGUAGCGCCAAGUCCUUUGAAAUUAAGCGUUCUCAGAUGAGUUACAUAUGUUCUCAGAUUAGUUACAUAUAGAUUCAUGCCACCUGCUCAAUGGUGCCAACAUUCUUUACAACCUCUCACUGCCAUUAGUGCCGCCGGUAGACUAGGAGUACUACUCGGAAUGCCACUCAGUCGGUCACUCUUUUACAUCCUCGCGCACGCUAACAUAUUAUACCACGAUCCUUGACGUAGAGGUAGACGCUGAGGACAUGUUUGAAACAACAGUAGGAAAUGAAAAGUCAACCUUCAUGUUGAUCUGAAGAAUGCAUCUUUCCUAGUAGUAGUCAACGUUGAAUGUUGUUGAUCUGACUCUGAAGAAGGCAAGAAUGACUCUGAAGAAGGCAACGAACCUGCUCUAAUCAAAGGAAUCGCAAACACGGGCAUGACCGCAGGGACAGUAGGCAUUGGAAUGGCUGGAGGCUUGGGCAGCCAAGUCCAAGGCGCCGCCACAAGCGCUCUGGGGGGUGGGAAGACAGCGCAAAUGCUCACAUCUCCGUUGAAUCCGUUGUUAAGGCUUUUAUUAUUUAUAGAGUUAGAGAAUUCUUCCAUCUUACUUAGUUACUUACUCAGUUUGACAUACUGCAUCGAUCGAUUUGUAUCCUGGUUCAAAAGUUGUAUUUUGCUGGGGUAGCAUAAUCAUAAUGGGAAUGGGUAUUUUGCUGGGGUAGCAUAAUCAUAAUGGGAAUGGGUAUUUUGCUGGGGUAGCAUAAUCAUAAUGGGAACGUCUAACAUUAGGAAUGAUGAGCGGAACGCCAUUUGCUGGUAUGCCUAACGCAGUCGCGGCGAAUCCUGCGAUGCAGGCAGCAGCAGGAGUUUCUAGUUUGUUAUGAAGGGAGUAACGAGAAAUGUUGUACUUUGUAUGAUGCCACUCAUUGAGCACGAGUAGAACGAAGAUAUGAAAUGAAUGUCGCUCCCAAGUAAGAACGCAAAGAGGGAACGACAUUCCCAUAUCGACAUUCUUAAUGAGUGGAAGCAUUCAAAUACUCGUUGUUGUAGGCAACUCACCAAAUUAUACAGGAGAUGUUUUAUUUCACGAACUUCUCCUUCUGAGGUACGCUUUCAACAAGUACAACAAAAGAUUUAUUCUAAUGGGUCUUCUAGUACCUCCUGUUGGAUUUUCAACAUUCCUCUCUUCUGGAUAGGACCCCUCUCCUGUUUCUUUUAUCUCUAACCCCAGCGGGAACGGGGCCACUGAUGGGCACUUCAAUGCUCGAAGUGGGACACACUUCAAUGCUCGAAGUGGGGCAUGGUAUUUUAGCGUCAGCUUUUUUCGGUCUUGCGGCCAUGUCAUCUGUCUCAUCCAUUCGAGGAGGAGCCCUUACUAGAGGUGGUGGAACAGGAAUUAUGUCUCAACUUUCAUUGGUCAUCAUUUAGAUUGGGGUCACUGGUGACACCGAAGAGGAAGACCCCUUGGGAGAACAGGGGAAAUAUAGGGAGGGAAAACAAGGGCAGAGGCAUGGGGCAUUUUUCUUUCAGAAUCAGUGACCACUGACUGCUGGCCUUUAAUGGAAGCAGUUUGCUAGUAGGACAGGGCGACCCCUCAAUGUUGCCAGCAUCUGCCGGCAGUAGUAGUUCUGGCACAGGUGCAGCUAGAAAGACUUUUUUGCAGGCACUAUUUGGAGGAGGUGGAGGACAGGAAGAUGCGCUAGGAGGUGCUGGCUCGUCUUCAAAUGCUGUGGUAGAUCAUCGGAGUAGUCGUAGAAGACUACACAGAACGAAAACGAUGUUUGUAGGAGGACCUGGCACAACACCAUCACCAAGUAAGAUGAAAACGAGCUCUAUGGACUUCUUAUCCCUCGAACAGUGCGGAGGUAGCAGUUCCUCUUCAAGUGUUCAUGGCAACGGAGGAAACCACUGUCGCUAUAGAAGAAGAAGAACGAAAACAAGUAGUAGCUUUCUUCUUUCAGCAGAAAGUGCCCAUCAAGAUGUACCGGAUGCUACUCGAACAAGCUGUACUAGAAGUACUUCUUCGAUGAAAUGCAGUCGAAAUAGUCGGCGAACAAGCGCUACAGUUAGUUCUUUUGCGGAUGUGGAUGCAGAUGCAGGCGCAGGCGCAGGCGCAAAUGCAGAUGACGCGGCGGCUACUGCAACCGGACAAGAUGACGCGGCGGCUCCUGCAACCGGACAAGAUGACGCGGCGGCUCCUGCAACCGGACAAGAGGAAGCCGAAGCGACAGAGGGUGGAGAGACUGAAGCCGGGGCAGGCGCAGAACAACAGGAUGCUCCACCUCCGGCAGACCCUAGUCCACCUAAGAUUCUGUUCCACCUAGAUGCUCCAGCGGUUGUUGAAGGUUCAGAAAGGGGCGAGACCGCAUCUCUGGCAACCGCCACACCUGAUAGCCCAGUUACCGCACAGUCGUCCUCUGCCCAACAGCUUGUUUCUUCUCUAGUAUCCCGCGCAAUAGGCAAUCUGGUGUGGACAGCGAACAAGCAGGUGGAGAAAUUAUGGCAUCUUACUCGUCAAAAAAAACACCUCGUCUAAGCCUAUGUCUAAUUAACUCACACUCAGUAUCUAUGUAUAUAAUCUCAUUCUCUGCAGCUACAAGUAUCAAGAUUAUCAACAACAUCUACUCAAGCACAAAAGUUAACGUCCUAUCGAUCCCUUCUAAUCCCAGCAGUACCAACGUUGCGAAACGAUUGUGCUACAAAGGUAAUGCGUGACCUGGAAUGUGGAUUGCGGGAUACAGACGGAGGCACCUUCGAAUUUGAUGAAGAGAAAAUUAAGGCACUUUACUAUCUCGUGGUCUAAUAUCCUAUUUAUUAUUCCAGAAGAGGGUCCAAGAAUGAUAAGGACGACGAGCAGAAUGUUCCAGCCUCUAAGUAGAUGCAUUGUUACUGCGGUCGAAGCGGCGCGAAAAGUUCUGGGGGGACAGACGAUAACAAGAACACGAAUUUUGGGAUGACUAUGUUCCAGAACGGCGAUCAGAGAAGCUCCAAGAAUCUCUAUCAUUAUGGUUUACUUUCUUCUUCUUGAUCUUGUCUCAUCUAACAUUAUGACUUCCUUGUCUCUCUUACUCUUCAAAACCAAUGCUUUUGCUUUACUUUCUUGUCUCUGUUUCUCUUUCAUUAUGCUUUAUUUUCUUGUCUAUGUCGUCUUCGUGUCUCUUACUCUUUAAAGGUUUAAUAAACAUAUCUCUUACAACUGAUACUGAUAGUGAUACUGCUCUUCAAUGUUUAAAAAAUACUUUAUUGCAGCUUUCUUGCGCUUGCAAUUCUUUCUGUCUUUCUUUUUGCGCUUGCCAUUCUUUCUGUCUUUGUUCAUCAGUUCUACAGUUUGUCGUCUAAAAAAAACUGAGGAUGAUUACUACGCACUAACUACACAAAGGUGGAGCAUCAUCUUGACCUUAACUUUUCGACCUUAACACACCUCUCUUUUCUUGUAGGAGCUACGACUUCAUCAUCAUCUGUCCUAUCCUAUCGCUGAAUGGUGCUGGUAUUUGGUAACCUGAUUUUGAUCAUAAGGAAAACAAGAAGGGGAUCCGUGUGAUCGCAUUCAGGUUACCAAAUAGAAAUACCAGAGCUGCAAUACAAUCGCGUGACCCUUCUCGAAAGGUCUUUCGUAUCGCAUGACCCUUCUCCAAAGGACACGAGUGAGAUGAUCUCAUCUCUCCUGUAUGGCGCUCUCUACUCGUCCCUCUCUAAUCCUGAGCCAUCCAAGUGAAGACGCUGAACGACAAGAUUGUUGGUCGCAUGGAUGCCUUGGGACAGACAGGUAGUAACGUUGGUAGCGCGCUGUCGCAUCCAUUCAGACAAUUUCUUCCUCCGGGAGCAGAAGACAAGUUCGAUGCAGCAGGAGGAAUCUUACGGCAGCAUCCUCCAGCUCUAGAUCUAGUCCAUCUUCUUCACAUUGAGUAUAAUCUAAUCCAUCAUGUUCACAUGCCACAACAUCACAUCCUGAGGAGAACAUUUCCCCUUUGAAAGGGGAGUGGGAUCAAAGGGAAGUCAGAAGGUUCUACGUCGGGUAGAAACUCAUUUGUUCAGACGAAGGCACUAGAAACAUUUCGAAGGCGUCAGAAACGUCAGAAACGUCUUUCAGAAUAUUCUUCUUCUUCAAGAUGGAUUUAAUUUUAAAUUGUAGUGGUCUAAUCUACGGCUUUGCUGCGAGUGGAGUUACAGCUGCGGUAGAUAAUGCCGCUGCAGGUGGGGACGCGGACGCAACUGCCGACGCGGACGCAACUGCCGACGCGACAGACCACCCAGAUGCUUCAGCAGCGGGCGAACGUAACUGGGUGGCCCCUGCAGAUGGCGAGGACGCAACAGAUGCGACUGGUGAUGCAGAGACUGCCGACGCGGACGAGACCGCAAUUGCAUAG